ACACCUUCACCCCCAAAAUCACCUUCACCCCCCCACCAUGCACCUCCUGGAGCUACCAGCCCGAAGCAGCCUCUCCUGAAAGGCGGCGCGCUGGGCUCUUCUCUGGGGGGAGUAACGGGGCUGGAGGGGGGGGUGACUCCCCCAAAGUGCUGCUCACUAAAGACGGCAGUAACGGCAGCUCGCUCAGCUCCGACGGGUCCUGGUUUGAUUCCUCAUGGGGGGGGGAGCUGACGGACAACCCCCCCUCCACCACCUUCUCCUCGGGGGACAGCGGCCUCGGAGACUCUCUGAUCCUGAUCCCUGUCCUGAAGACUCUGAAACUUCCAUGGCCCCCGACUGACCCCCCCUCCUUCCCCACCUCGAUGGAUGCCUCUUCUUCUUCCUCCUCCUCUUCGUCAGCGCUGGUGUUGCAGUGUAACUCUUCCCCCCCCGCUGCCGCCCCUGGGAACAGCCGCAAAGACUUCCUGAAGAGCGUCCGCCGCCUCAGCGACUGGACAGGAAGUCUGACCCGGAAGAAGAGGAGGGUCCAGGAGCCGUACGGCAGCAGUGAAGGUCUGACCGGGCCGGACUCUGGGCUGUGGAUCUGCAACCCUCUGCACGCUCUGAACCAGAACCAGGAGCAGAACCAGGUCCCAGUGUUCCCCUGGAGGAGUCUGAACCAGAACCAGGAGCAGAACCAGGUCCCAGUGUUCCCCUGGAGGAGUCUGAACCAGAACCAGAGCAGCGAGGAGGUCCAGCGGCAGAACGUCUACCAGAACUUCAUGCAUGAGCUGAAGACGGGCUAAACAGCGAGGGAGGAAGAGGAGGAGGAGGUUCUGCUGGAGGAGGAGGUUCUGUUGGAGGAAGAGGUUCUGUUAAAGGAGGAGGUUCUGUUGGAGGGGGAGGUUCUGUUAGAGGAGGAGGUUCUGUUGGAGGAGGAGGAGGUUCUGUUGGAGGAGGAGGAGGUUCUUUUUGUGCGCCGGGCCGGCUGGCUCUCCUUCAAACCUCUCCUCUCCGUGAACAGAGACAGGAAGCUGGAGCUGGUGUCGCGCCGCCGCUGGAGACGAUACUGGGUCACUCUGAAGGGCUGCACGCUGCUUUUUUAUGACACGUACGGUAAAAGCGUGAGUUCGGACGCAGAAACGUCCCCGUGUUUCUCCGUGCGGACGGAGGGCAGCCUGGUGCAGAACGUCCCGGAACAUCCGAAGAGAGAAAACGUUUUCUGCCUGAGCAACGGGCACGCCGACGUCUACCUGCUGCAGGCCACCAGCCAGCCGGACCUGGAGACCUGGGUGACGGCGCUGCACUCGGCGAGCGCGGCGUUGCAUUCGCGGCGGGGGGGCGGGGCUAUGCUGCGGAGGGGCGGAGUUACGCUGCGGGGGGGUGGGGCUACACUGCAGCUGCUGCGCCUGCAGAGCCAGGAGCUGCUGGAGAACAUUGAGACGGACGGCAGGAUGAAGAAAAUGGCCGAACUGCAGCUGUCCGUCAUCAGGGAGGCGAACAGCAGGAGGGCGGUGCAGAACCAGAUCCAGCAGUGGGAUCAGAACCUGGAGCAGCUGAACCUGGAUCUGUUCCGGUUUCGCUGUUAUCAGUCCAGCCUGCAGGGGGACGAACCCCCAAACCCCAAAAACCUCCUCGCCGUGGCAACGCGGCCCUCCAAGUGCAUGCUGGGACGCCUGGGGGUUUUCUCUGUCAACUCCUUCCACGCUCUGGUGUGCAGCAGGGGCCAGCUGCCGGACACUACGAAGGGAAGCACCAGCACCAGCACCCAGAGGGAGACAGCACGUCCUGCUGGACGUCCUGCAGCUCAAACGUUCUGCUUCCUGUUUUGUGACGACGAGCUGCAGAGAGAGCGUAGUCCUCGGAGGGUCCAUAAACCCCCUCGACCAAUGGGAGCUCUUUGCUGGGUUCUGCCGGAGGAGGAGGACGAGGAGGUGCUGCAGGAGGAAGAGGAGGGUGGAGGAGGAAGAGGAGGAAGAUGUGGGGGGGGUGUUCUGAGCUGCUGUCUGCCGUCAGAGAGACUCCUGAACGUAGAGCGGGUCCACGCUCUCUACCAAACCUUCCCAGAAUGCCGAGCGGCGGAGCCUGACGUCCCCAGGAACCCUUACCUGAGCCCCCCCCACCUGAGCCCCGCACACCUGAGCCCCCCCCACCUGAGCCCCCCCCAGCGGCUGAGGAAGGUCAUCCAGGAGCUGGUGGACACCGAGAAGUCCUACGUCAAGGACCUGGAGUGUCUGUUCGACCUUUACCUGACCCCGCUGCAGACGGAGAGCUUCCUCAGUAAAGAAGAGAUGGAGGCUCUGUUCGGGUGCCUUCCUGAGAUGCUGGACUUCCAGAGAGUCUUCCUGCAGACGCUGGAGGAGAAAAUCUCUUCCUGUCCCAACCUGGAGGCACCGGAGCAGCUGCAGAAACUGCUCUCGUCGCUCGGCGGGUCGUUCCUGCUCUACGCCGAUCGCUUUAAGCACUACAGCGGCUUCUGUGCCAAUCACCUGAAGGUGCAGAAGGUCCUGGAGAGAGCAAAGACAGACGCAGACUUUAAGCACUUCCUGGAGACGAGGAAUCCGACCAAUCAGCACUCAGCGUCUCUGGAGUCGUUCCUGAUUAAACCUGUGCAGCGAAUCCUGAAAUAUCCUCUGUUACUGAGAGAGCUGGUGACCCUGACCCCCCCACACACACCUGAACACACACACCUCACAGAGGCGCUGCGGGCGAUGGAGGAUGCGGCGUCGCACAUCAACGAGAUGCAGAAAAUCUACGAGGAGUUUGGCUGCGUGUUCGACCAGCUGGCUGCAGAAUACACUGACAAACAGGUGGUGGCGCUCUCGAUGGGCGGCUUCCUGCUGUGUUCCUCCCUGCUUUGGUUGAACCCGCUGCCCAGCCUUCGCCUGAAGAAAGAGCCGGAGCUCACGCUGUUCGUGUUUAAACGUGCGGUCGUCCUGGUGUAUCGGGAGAACAUCAAGCUGAAGAAGAGGAUGACCGCCUCUCGAUCAGCUGAUCUGGACCCCUUCAGGUUCCGCUGGUUAAUCCCAGUCUCACAGGCUCAGGUCCGACCGGCCAACUUCACAGGCUCGGGCAGCGAGUGUGUGUUGGAGCUGGUUCACUGCAGGUCGGAGGUCGAGGGUCGGCCGGAGACCGUGUUCCAGCUCUGCAGCAGUGAUGUGGAGAUGAAGGCCCGUGUGCUCUGCGCUCUGCGGCCCCUCCUGAGAGCCCGGGACCCCUGCGGCUCCCUGAGGAGACCCAGACUGUCUGCACAGAGGAGGAGGCACCGGGGGAGGGGGGGGGAGGAGCCCGCACUCCCCCCCAACAGCAACCAGACCCCCAAGACCCGACUCUCCUCUCUGACAGGGGGUCUGGAGGCUCAGCUACAGAAUCUGCACUUCACUGAGGGAGGGGCGGAGCCAAGAGGGGCGGAGAGGCGGAGCUACAACCUGAGGGGGGAGGGGGGGGAGUUGGGGGGGCUCCUGGAGAGAGACUACAGCGUUCACAGCAUGACUUCCAUGAUCAGCGAGGACUGUUUCUACGACGGGGGGCAAGGGGGGAGGAAACAGGCCCCAGGAACAGGAAAUACAUUCCAGACGCACAAAACACCUUAAGCACUUAAGGCUUUAUUUCACCUUAGUUGAGGGACCGAUCAUCAUGUAAUCUUUAAACUGGAAUCACCUGAUGUCACAAUCAGCUACAGUCGGCUACAGUCAGCUACAGUCAGUUACAGUCGACUAAAGUCAGUUACAGUCGACUAAAGUCAGUUACUGUCAGUUACAGUCAGCUAC
Messenger RNA from Trematomus bernacchii (emerald rockcod), 3749 nucleotides. Its product is annotated as T-lymphoma invasion and metastasis-inducing protein 2-like. The record is from RefSeq and is a predicted model, not a curated record. Lineage: Eukaryota; Metazoa; Chordata; Actinopteri; Perciformes; Nototheniidae. Gene Ontology annotation, biological process: small GTPase-mediated signal transduction; activation of GTPase activity; positive regulation of axonogenesis. Gene Ontology annotation, cellular component: synapse; membrane. Gene Ontology annotation, molecular function: guanyl-nucleotide exchange factor activity.